GGGUAACCGAGAAUCCUCGUCAAUAUGAAGCCACCAUACACGUAUCCACACGAAAGGGGCCUCAGGCCGUCAUGGGGAGCAUUCGACACCGCAGCGCCAAACGACGAAAGAGCACGGCGGCGGAGAUCGACAAGGCAAUCGCGAGAUUCUAACGAGUCUGAUGAAAUAAGAGUUAACCCCAAUCCCGUUUGGCCAUUACCGCUGUCGACAGGCGCACGAGGCGGUCAUGGUCGGUUCGCUCACCAGGGCCACGUUCAAUAUCGCCAGCAACUCCCCCAACCAGAGAUUUACAAUGCACAAGUCGUUGACGACGACGUCGAUGAUGAUGAUGACACAGAAGAGAGUGAUUACGCAGCUGGGGAUGUCGCGGCAGAGGUGGAAGCUCCCAAGGCCCGCGGACGAUGGGGAAGGAUUGUUGACCGCUUCGGGGCGAAACUCGGACGGAAUAACGGCAAGUCUAAGGAUGUCGGCUUGACUGGUAAUGGCAAGCAAGACAAGGAAAGCGGGCUGAAACGAAUCUACAAAAAGCUUGGCUGCUUCGGCCGCGGCAAUGGACAGAAUAAAGGGGGCCAACAACAAGAGCCACCUCAACACCAACAAGAUGAUGAAAUACCGCCAGAAGUGGGUGGGCAGGGGGUUUUGCCGCUGGGCACAAAUAUCCCGCCCGAGGUUGUUCAACAGCUCCCGGUCGCUAACCAGGCACCAGAGCCAGUCGCGGGGCCUUCAACAAUGGUCCAACGAGUAUCUACUCUUAUGGCAGAGACACGCCCUGCACCGGAUCUGCCUCCCCACCCGGCUGCUGCCCAGUCACUGGAGCAGCAAUAUCAACAACAUCAAGCAUCGGACUCGGCGAUGAACCAGAAACCACUGGACAGUUAUCUAGCGGCCAAAGCGCUGCAUCUGAUGACGGAGCCCCAUUCGGGCUUUCGAUCGCAGUCGGCUUUCAGUCUGGCUCCCGUCCAGGAAACAGAGCUGAACACAUGCAGUUCCCAAAACAGCCUGGCAACCACCACGCUCGGUCCCGACGCCAUCGCGUACCAGGUCGGACAGCAGCAGUACAACGCCCUGUCGCCACCGCCAGGCCGCCACUACAUGUCGGGCGCGCUCCAGCAGCAGGCGUACUCGCCGGGUCUGCACCCGCUACUGGGCGGCGGCGGCAGCAGUGAAGGGUUCGACAACCCGUUCGCCCACCUAAACGCCGACUUUGAUGGGCCGGCGCGGCCCAGCCGGCACCCGAUUGCGGACGCACAUGCCGAGGAGUGGCACCGGUGCGGGCCGGCGAUCCCGGAGCGGCUCAGCUCGCGGCCCUGGCGCCCGCGGUCUCGGGCCAUGCUGUCGUCGUCGUCGUCCAUGUCGCACCGGCGGCGGCAGCGCUCGAUUAUGUCGGGCUCCAGCAGCCUCGACUCGCGGCGCAUGUCGUGGAACCCCUACGACCUGCCCACGCCGCCGCAUCAGCCGCUGUUGGCCGACAUGAUGGAGCUGCUGAAGCAGCAGCAGUCGUCGUCGCGUCCCAGCACCGCCCGCGGGCCCCGUGCCAGCCGCAGCUCCAAUCUCAUGACCAACGCCGGCAGCGCCCUGGUUAAUGUCAAUGCCGCCGCCGCCGCCGCCGCCGCAAAUGCAAAUGCCAACAGAAACGGCAGCUUAAACGCCAGGAAGAGCAACCUCAGCAAUGUCAAAAACAGCAACAACGCGGCCAUCGCUGUCGUCCCCGGCCACGUCCGUGGCGUGCCCCUAUUCAGCACGGGCAGCAGCGCCGCCGGCGACUCGGCUGUGAGCGGAGUCUCGCAGGGGUCUGCGGAGGAGGCGCCGUGGGCGGACCGCAUGGCGCGGCUGAGCCGGACGACCGAAGACUCGGGCGUGGGCGUCCUGGCCGAAGAGGAACAGCAAUACAAGAACAAGACAAAACAGCAGAACCAGUACCAACAGCAGCUGCAGAAAAAUCAGCAACAGCAACAAUACCAGCCGCCGCAACAACAACACCAGCAGCAGCAACAACCACCGCAACAGCAGCUACCGCCGCCGCCGCAACAGCACAGAAAGAAAAACAGCGACGCCACGACGACAAUGGCAAUGUGGCGGGCGCGGGACAGAAACAGCAAGGCAGCCGCGGCCGUGGCCAAGGCAGAGAAGCAGCAGCAGCAGUCGCUUCACGAGAACGGCGGCGGCAGCAGCAGCAGUACUAGCAGCGCAACAGAAGCAGCAACAGGAAGAGGCCCAGCCGGAGGACCGGCCGGAGGAGGAGUCGGCCUGGGGAUCAUGAACGAGGCCUGGUGGAAGCGUAACAGCAACGGCAAGAUGGUGCCGCCGCCGCUGUCGUUGCCGCUGGUCAAGCAGCCGGCUCCGGCCCCGACCUUGGCUACAGCCUCGCAGUCGCAGCUGCAGUUGCCUCAGCAGCAGCCGCUACCGUCGCAGAAACUCCCGCUGCCGCCGCUUCCAAAGACACAGCAGCAGCAGCAGCAGAAGCGCGGCAUGAGAACGUCGAUGUGAUUGGUCCUUUACAUGUUUUUUUUUGUUCUCUUUUUCUUUUAGCAAAGGGGGG
Messenger RNA from Lasiosphaeria miniovina, 2539 nucleotides. RefSeq lists its product as uncharacterized. The record is from RefSeq and is a predicted model, not a curated record. Lineage: Eukaryota; Fungi; Ascomycota; Sordariomycetes; Sordariales; Lasiosphaeriaceae. Bases 25 to 2487 code for a protein of 820 amino acids. The transcript has a single exon.